UUUAAGAAAAUAAUAUCGUUGCGAAAGGAAAAAAAUUAAUAAUAAUACAACAAUUGAAUUGAAAACAUUUAAAUAAAUUUUUAUAAUUCAAAUGCAUUUUUCAAUAUACUUGGCUCUUUUAACUUGUCAACUUUAUAAUAACGUUCCAGCCACAUCAGGUCAAGACGAAAAAUGUCCCUUUGAAAACACAGUUAAUUUAACAGAUCAACAUAAAUACGAAAACGGAUCCUAUGUGUAUGAAGGCAUUUUAAUACCUCCCGAAAAACAGCAGUUAUAUGAUUAUCAUUUGAAAUUUCUAAAGGCCCGGGAAACAGUUCCCGAGCAUCUAAGAGGUUGUGUUUGUGAGGACCGACCAUGCGUGAAAUUGUGUUGCAAAGUGGAUGAAUAUUUUGAGGACACGGGGAAUAAGAGUAAAUGCGAAAAAAUAACUCCGGAUAUGCAAGUUUCUUGGAAAUUGCCUAUUGAACGGGAAAAUGGCAAAUCUAAAAUAGUGAAUCUAUUCAAACAUUUCACCCCUCAAGUGGGUUUACCUUGCAGAAUGCCAGAGGCCCUAGAUGAUAAGCUCGAUGACUGGAUGUUGCUGGAGAACGGAACUUUAUAUAUUGCGACUGAUAAAUCAAGUCUCAAUACAUUGAACUAUUGUUAUUCACCACACUUGCCCGAAGAUUCUAUGGAAUACGUACUAACUCCAUUCAGUUGUCCCAUUGUGAAUGUAGGCUCCUGGAAAAUGCUAUUAAAUACAUAUGCCAUGAUAAUUUCAGUAUUAUUUCUAAUACCCACCAUACUGGUGUAUUUAGUGUUAAAGGAAUUGAGAGGAAAUCUGCGUGGUAAACUAUUGAUUUGUUAUCUUUUCUCAUUGACCAUGGGUUAUGCCAUUAUUAGUUUUGUAACUGUCUCGAAUUUAAUUUUUGAUGUUAUACCGUGCAGUUUACUGGGAUUCACUUCUUACUUUUUCUUUAUGGCGGCCUUUUUAUGGUUGAGCGUUUUAUGUUAUGACAUUUGGAAGAAUUUCAAAGAAACCAAUGUUGAGUUGAAUUCGAGAAAGAAUCGCAAACAGUUUAUUGUGUAUUCCCUGUAUGCCUGGUUGAGUGCUGGCCUGGCAACAUUUUGCAUUAUUUAUAUACAACUAUCUCCGAAUAUAGAUGAGAUUUAUAAGCCGGGAAUUGGUGUGGAAAUGUGUUUCUUGAAUACUGAAAAAUGGUCGGCCGCAAUUUACUUUUAUGGUCCCAAUCUAGUCAUUUUACUUUUCAAUUUUGUAACCUUUGGUCAUGUAACGGCUAGAAUCUAUAAAGUGAGGCGUGAUAUGGCCAGAAUUUCACACAAAGAGAAAUUCUAUCAAGAAAAUGCAAUUGUCAUUUUGCGUUUGUUCCUAAUCAUGGGCAUUUCAUGGCUUUUCGAUAUUAUAUCCUACUGUAUGCGUGAAUAUGAAGAAUGGGACUUUUUGUUUGUAUUCUCCGAUUUUGGCAAUGCCAUUCAGGGAAUUUUGAUAUUUUCGCUGUUUGUGCUGAAACCAAAUGUUUUGAAGCUAUUGAAUAAGAAAUUUCAAAAGGAUCCUGAUAUGCCGCGAAGAAGUGUCUGUACAUCCACCACUAAUUUUUCGAAACUACAAAAUUCAAGUUCCGUUGAAUCCGCAAUAACGCCUUAGAUUUCCAUAAUUGUUAAUACAUAUAAUAUUGUUAAGCAGUCAAUAACAAAUAUGUGAAAAUAUUAACAAACUAA
This is a messenger RNA of Calliphora vicina (urban bluebottle blowfly), 1719 nucleotides long. Its product is annotated as G-protein coupled receptor Mth2-like. NCBI's taxonomy places the organism in Eukaryota, Metazoa, Arthropoda, Insecta, Diptera, Calliphoridae. Gene Ontology annotation, molecular function: G protein-coupled receptor activity. Bases 92 to 1645 code for a protein of 517 amino acids. Gene Ontology annotation, cellular component: membrane. Gene Ontology annotation, biological process: G protein-coupled receptor signaling pathway; cell surface receptor signaling pathway. The transcript is spliced from 7 exons. The record is from RefSeq and is a predicted model, not a curated record.